Molecule: messenger RNA, 2862 nt
Organism: Vairimorpha ceranae
Lineage: Eukaryota; Fungi; Microsporidia; Nosematidae
Product: nonsense-mediated mrna decay protein 5
Exons: 1
Coding region: 1-2862 (953 amino acids)
Biological process (GO): protein import into nucleus
Cellular component (GO): cytosol; nuclear envelope
Molecular function (GO): small GTPase binding
Source: RefSeq, a predicted model, not a curated record
AUGAAUCCCGAAAUCAAAGAAAUUUUUAUCAAUACAUUAAACCCAGAUAUUAACAUUAGAACAAAAUCUGAGGUAAGAUUAGCACAACUACAAAAAGAUUAUAAAUUUCUUACGUCCUUACCAACCACUUUAAUGAAGGAUUCUAACAUAAUUGUAAAAAAAACAUCUUCUAUUUAUUUUAAGAGUUCAGUAAUAAGUGAGUGGUCAAAUCAAGAAUUUGAAUCAUCUAAAAACUUUAUUAUUAGUAAUCUUAUUGAUUUUUAUAUUUCAGCAGAUGAAAUUAAUAAUGUUUCUUACAAUAAGAUCUUAGUACAUUUUUUUGAUUAUGAGUCGCCCCAGGUUGUACAAGAAUUUCUUUCUAAAGUUUCUGAUAUGAUUAAGUCGAAUGAAUUAUUACGCUUUUCUAUUGCUUUAAAUAUAAUAGGACAUAUUUUUUAUGGCAAAAAAAUUAUUUAUAAUCUAGAAGACAUUUUAAAUUUAAUUUACGAAAAAUCUGGCGAAGAAUUAGUUUCCACUUUAUAUCCAUUUGUUUCUAAAAAUGAUUUUAAAACAGCAAAAGAAAUUAUGAAAUUUAUUUCGAAAUCUUAUAACUAUUAUUCUGUUCCAAAUUUUUUACAGCGAUUAGAUGUUUUUUCUUAUGUCAUUAAUUUUAGUACUGAAAUCUUAAAGAUGCAAAAUAAUUCCGAUAAAUACUUUAUGAAAAUGAAAAAGUGGGUUUCACAUUUUCUUUAUAAAGCAUGUAAUAAAGGCAUUAAAAAGUUUUAUAAAAAUGAAAAGCUUUCAAAAUUUAUUACAGAACCACAAAGAUUUACGUAUAUUUAUGAAGUGUUUUUGGCGCAAUUAAUGGUAGAUAAUCUCGGUUACAAAUCUGAACCUAUUGAAUUAAAUACAGUAUGUUUUUUGACCCUUUGUGCAUCAGAUAAAGAUACUUAUAAAUAUAUGAGUAAAGAUCUUAUUUUUAUUAUUACAGAAUAUAUUUUGGCUGUACAUGAAUUUGAUGAUAAUGAAGAAAAUUGUUUCGAAAAUGACCCAGAAAGGUAUAUAAGACAAAAAUAUCAUUACCUUGAAUGUGAUCUUAGAAAUGAAUGCGGUUCACUUUUUAGUGAAAUUAUAAAAUCUUUAAAACAUAAUGGUGCAGCGAUGGAUUGGCUUUUUCAGUUUUUUAUUCAUAUUUUGGAAGAUGCAAAAAAUAAUCCUACAGAAAAAAAUCAUAAAAGAAGCUAUGGAGUUUAUUUUUUAAUGAGUCAUGUUUCUCAUACAUUAUUUAAAGCAUCAAAAGCAUUAUUUGAAAAUAUUUUAUUUAAUUAUGUUUUUUAUGAUUUAAAGUAUGGCAUUCCUAUUUUAAAAUCGCAGGCCUGUUAUUUUUUGUCAUCUGUAGAAGAAAAAGUAACUUUAAAUCAGAAUGUUUUAGAUGCAAUAUCUAAUGUUAUGACAAUAGUCAGAGGAAGGCAUCCUAUAUUGAGUGUAGACUCAACAUUGGCAAUGAAUUUUUUUAUUAGCAAUAAAGAAUUGGCAAAUUAUGUCAUAAAUUAUAUAGGUGAACUUGUCGAAAGUAUAUUAACGUUAAGUAAAAGUUAUGACAUUGAGCCUUUGACAUAUCUUUUAGAUAAUAUUAUGCAGUCCUUUACAGACGAAGUAACUUUUUUUGCACCAAAAUUGGUUAGUUCGAUGGGUAAUCUUAUAAAAUCACAUUUAGCUGAUGAACAGACGGAAUCGGAAAAUAGAAUUAUGGUAAUUUCAGGAUUUUUUCGUAAUGUAGAAACUGUUAUUAGUACAGAAAAUCUUCCUGCCCAGUUAACAUUUGAUUUGUUUAAAAAUUUUUACGAUGUUUUAGAGCUCGUUUUACUUGAAAAUCAAGAAGAUUAUUAUCAGGAAGUAUUAGACAUCAUUAAUUGCUUUUUUUAUUCUAUUACUACUUUUGAUGAUUCUAUGGAAAAGUUGUUGUGUUUAAUUCUUAAUCUUGAUACUAAAGAUAUUAUUUUGCCGUAUUCUCAAGAAAUAUCAGAAAUUAUUGAUAAUGCAAUUUGUAAUGGCAAGGAAAAGUUACUAAACCAAUUUUUUAUUGAUAAAUUUUUUACAAUUUUUGUAAAUCUUUGUGUUGCAGAUGAAGAAGGUUAUAUUUAUGAUGAAAGUUUUAUAACGGGCUGUAAAAUUAUUGAAUCUUUGUUACUAAACAUUGGAGAACAAUUCUUUACGGCAUUUCCUGAUAAAUUGGCUGCAAUUCUUGAAUUAGUAACUGAAAAUCUAACAAAAUUAGAUGAAAGUACUUCUGCUAUUAUUUUUGGAAUAGAAUUGAUAAUGAAUUGUUUUGUUAUAAGACCGUUUGAUACAUAUAAUAUUCUUAAGCUAAGAAAUUUUGAUGAAAUGUUUUUCUUUUUAAUGUGCGACAAAAGGAAACAAUUCAAAAGAGUACACGAUAAAAAAAUUGUGAUUAGAUUUUUAGGUAAACUUUUUAGUAUCCCACAGUCUGAUAUUCAAAUAAGAUGCGACAUUAAACAAAUUUCUAACUGCUUUUUUACAGUCUUUUGCAGCCUUCCUGAUGCUAUUGAUGCAAGAAAUAAACUUAUGGCUAAAAGUGAUAAAGAAGAAGACAAUGAAUUGGAUGAAGAAUAUACAGAUGGUGAAUAUUCAGAAGAAUAUAAUGACUUAAAAGACGAUUUUUAUUUGGAAGAAGAUAUUUAUUUUUCUUCUGUUUUAGAUUAUUGGGAUCCAUAUGCUUAUAUUGAUAACAUUUUUAAAUCUUCUUCUUUUAACACUAGUAUUUGUGCUCUUGUAAUUUCGAAUAUGUCCUCUGAAAAAAAAAGUGCUAUCAAAAAUGUGUUUGAAAAUAGGUCAAGAGUACAACAAAGAGUUAAAGAAUAA